AUGAGGGAAACGAUUAAGUGUUGCAUGUCCUGCAUCCUCCCAUGCGGCGCGCUGGAUGUGAUCAGGAUUGUGCACGCGAACGGGAAGGUGGAGGAGAUCAGCCACGCGGUGAGGGCGGGGGAGAUCAUGCAGGCGUAUCCCAAGCACGUCCUCCGGAAGCCACCGUCGGCCGGAGAUGAAGGCGAAGGACGCAAGGGAGCCGUCAUCGUUCCGCCCACCGCCGAGCUUCGGAAGGGGAAGAUCUACUUCCUGAUGCCGGUGUCCUCUGCAGCCGAGAAGGUGCGGCCGGCGUCGGCAAAGAGGAGGAAGAAGAAGAGGGACAUGCAGAGCCACGGCAGCGCUACGGACAUUGCGAGUCUCCUUCUCUCCGAUCGGUACCUGUCGGAUAUACUCUCGGAGAAGGCUUCGUCGCAGAGGGACCGGCGCAGGGGGCGGGUCGGCGUGUGGCGACCACAUUUGGAGAGCAUCUCCGAGGUCACCAACGACUUCUAG
Molecule: messenger RNA, 492 nt
Organism: Spirodela intermedia
Lineage: Eukaryota; Viridiplantae; Streptophyta; Magnoliopsida; Alismatales; Araceae
Source: the annotation of a GenBank genome assembly